This is a messenger RNA of Paramuricea clavata, 550 nucleotides long. NCBI's taxonomy places the organism in Eukaryota, Metazoa, Cnidaria, Anthozoa, Malacalcyonacea, Plexauridae. The record is from the annotation of a GenBank genome assembly.
AUGAAACGCUUUCUUCGAACACCGCUCGUGUCUGCGAGAUUUCUGUCCCUGAUCUUGUUGCCACUUGCAGUUACAAUGGAACAAGAAUACUGCAUGCCUGAGGAUUACACGAACGUGGCGAUUCCUUUUCGCAUGGUGUAUGAAGGUAAGUUUAAUUUAGGAAAGUCCUUGCAUGCAUGUACUUGCUUCUAAUUUAUAGAGCUGUAUAUAUAAUAUAUAUAUUGGUUUUUAAUGUCAGUUUCCAUGUCAUUUCUGCAACAAUUUUCGUUAUAUACCCGUAAACGUUUUUCUUUGCCUGAUAAAUAUUCUUUUCGUUGUAGAUGUUUGCCCUUUGAUAGAAAAUAUUUUGUCUGAAGCGACGUAUGAUUUCGGGGAUCAUUGUGCCAUGAAGUGUUUGCAAUAUCCAUUCUGUGCUGGAUACAAUUUUAAGAAGAAGUACCAGAAAAAUACUCCAAACUGCCAGUUAACACACACGCUGGAUCACAACUUUCAUCAUUGCAACGCUGAUGACAAAGGCUGGAUAUUUUAUCAUCCCGUCGCUCCAAGAAAG